Molecule: messenger RNA, 369 nt
Organism: Didymodactylos carnosus
Lineage: Eukaryota; Metazoa; Rotifera; Eurotatoria; Philodinida; Philodinidae
Source: the annotation of a GenBank genome assembly
AUGGUAAUGAUAGUGUCAGGUGACAAACUUAAUGCAUUAAAUCAAAAAUUUUCACAAAAUGUGAGUUUUUUCUUUAAUUGGAUCGGAUUUUUGGCUGUUAUCUGUCUCGUACCAACAAUUUCAGCCCGUUUUGGAGCCAUGAGCGGUUUUGGUCUUUCAAUGGCAAAAUGGAUGUACGGUUACAUGCCUACUGCUGUGACAUAUCACGAUUUUAAAAAUGGUAUUCGAGAUCCGGCGCAAAAUUUUGUUUUUGCAAUUGUUUUAUUUGCUGGGUUUUUCCUUUUCGUACGUGGUCUUAUAUCGUAUAUUACAGUUAAAAAUCAUGCCAAUCGUGCUGGACAAAGUGCCGAAAUAUUUACGUGGUAUUGA